This is a messenger RNA of Plasmodium reichenowi, 891 nucleotides long. Its product is annotated as ubiquitin fusion degradation protein 1, putative. The transcript is spliced from 9 exons. Gene Ontology annotation, cellular component: VCP-NPL4-UFD1 AAA ATPase complex. The record is from RefSeq and is a predicted model, not a curated record. The coding region runs from base 1 to 891 and encodes 296 amino acids. Gene Ontology annotation, molecular function: polyubiquitin modification-dependent protein binding. NCBI's taxonomy places the organism in Eukaryota, Apicomplexa, Aconoidasida, Haemosporida, Plasmodiidae.
AUGUUUAGGAUUGUGCUUUAUAUACUCGCGAUCUGCUUAUAUACUAUAAACAUUAAUUAUGCUAAAAAAAUAACAGGGAAAACAUAUCUGACCAACCAUCUGGCCAAAGGAAUAUUGAAUAAAACAAAAAAGCCUUAUUCGAAUAUAUUUACAAGACUGAAAAAUUAUACUCUGAAGUCUAUAUAUAAAACUAAGCUUUUAUCCUAUGUUAAUGAUUUAAAUAAUAUAAAUUUGGGAAAUGACAAAAAUGAAUUUUAUUUAAUUACAUUACCCUUAUGUGAAAAAUUCAACCCAUUCGUUGGGACCUUUUGCCACAAUAAUAUACAAUAUAGUGAUAAGGCGUCUUUACCAAUAUUUAUAUACGACAUACUAUUAAAUAAGCACAUUGAAGUGCCGUGGAAUUUUGUUAUAGAAAAAGUUAAUGUAAAGACAUCGGAAAAUUAUAAAAAUGUGUGUAUGCCCAAUAUAACACAUUUCAACAAUUACAAGAAUAUUAAUAAGCUUAACAGAGUUUUUAUUAACGUUCUUGAUUUCAAGGCCAAGAAGAAUUUCAUUUUUUUGCCCACAUGGGUAAUGAAAAGUUUAAAUUUGAAUUGUUUUGAUGUGAUUAGACUUAGAUUUGUUAAAUUGGAAACGGCUUCAAGUGUUGUGUUACAGCCUCAUCAAAAGAAAUUUUUUGACUUGGAAAAUCCAAAGAAAAUAUUGGAGAAAAAGUUGAGAUAUUAUUCAUGUAUUACAAGAAAUAGUACAAUAUCUAUAAAACACGACGAUAUUGUUUAUUACUUUGACGUUAUAAGAAUAGACUCAGAAAAGAAAAAGGAUACAGAAGUUGCUUCUAUUCAAGAUGCGGAUGUCAUAUUUGAUUUUGUAAAAGAAAAAUAUAAUAGUUAA